Caenorhabditis briggsae is the source of this 558-nucleotide messenger RNA. Gene Ontology annotation, biological process: proteolysis. The record is from RefSeq and is a predicted model, not a curated record. NCBI's taxonomy places the organism in Eukaryota, Metazoa, Nematoda, Chromadorea, Rhabditida, Rhabditidae. Gene Ontology annotation, molecular function: protein binding. Gene Ontology annotation, cellular component: extracellular region. The coding region runs from base 1 to 558 and encodes 185 amino acids. The transcript is spliced from 4 exons.
AUGGUUGCCACUUCGGUUGUUGUUCUCUUGCUUAUGCAAGUCAGCGGAGCCGCUGUACAAUCAUGCCUUUUUCUUCCUAACGUCCACCUGGUCGGGGGUACUGUAGAUGAAUUUCCUGCUGAUGAAAUCACCGCCUGUUGUGUUGCCUGCUCCAACAGCCCAUGCUGCAUUGCCUAUACUUUUGAUUCUGUUAGAAAGAGGUGUUCAAUCGAAAAUUGUCCAAAACACGAAAAAAAUUCCAGGUGUUUCAUUAAGACUUCCAUUGGACACUCACUGGAAGACUACACGAUGACCAGUGGACUCAAGCAAACCUCUCGUAAAGGAUUCUUGGGAGUCACCUUGAAGAAUACCAAAAUUGUCGGUGACAAUAGCAACCGUCUUCAAUUGAGGUCUGAGGAGGAAUGCAGGCAAUAUUGCCAGGCUUAUCAAGUGUUCUCUUAUGGACCACAGAACGAGGAUGGAGAACCAAGAUCCGGAGAAUGUGCUUGCACAAUGCGUAUCAAGUCCAUCAGUUAUCAUUAUGGAAGCACCGCCGAGAUUAACCCAUCUCAAGGAUAA